Molecule: messenger RNA, 888 nt
Organism: Galdieria sulphuraria
Lineage: Eukaryota; Rhodophyta; Bangiophyceae; Galdieriales; Galdieriaceae
Exons: 5
Coding region: 57-809 (250 amino acids)
Biological process (GO): tRNA splicing, via endonucleolytic cleavage and ligation
Cellular component (GO): tRNA-splicing ligase complex
Molecular function (GO): RNA binding
Source: RefSeq, a predicted model, not a curated record
AAAGGGUUUCUAGGCUGGUUUUAUUCUGUUCCGUUUCCAUUUGCUAUUAUUGGGAAAUGAAGUCGUUCGCACUUCGUCGAUUGAAGGCUCUAAAGUGUCCUUUGUUAGAUACUAUUGAUAUUGCGGACACGAGUUCUCUCUGUAACGUGGUUUGUUGGCUGGAAGAUGUGAAAAUUCGGCGAUAUGACACUGCCAGUCGAUCGUUUCUUAGACAUCCUCAAAAUUUAUUUUUAGCACUGAAUCAGUAUUUGAAGGACUUGGGAGUUCCAGAAGAAGAAAUAGCUUCCUUCGAGUCUAGUCGUUAUGAGACUUUGGAGUCCAAGAUAUAUUUUCUAAUUGAUUUUGCUGUGGACUUAUGCUUCAAAGAUCUUAUAGAAGAGAGAAAAGAUGACUCUUUAUUUUUGUCUACCAAUCGAGUUGUGGAUGGCAUCGAAUUAGAUGAGGACCUCUGUAAGGAAUUAUAUGAAGUAGGUUCUGAUUUAGGAGUAGCAGAUCCAGAGAAUUUGGUUGGAACUUUGCAAGUCUUGGUUGAUUUAUUACGAAAAGGUUUCCAACUUGACAGUUUGAAGAAAGCUGGAACAAGUCCUCAAGGUAUCGAUGACGCAUUACUCAAGUGCCUAAGAGAUGAGGUUCCUAGUGGUUUCUCAACGGGAGAUGAUUCGUUGGAUGACACAUGCCGGCUUUUCCGACUAUUGUACUUGAAAGACCUCAAGAAGUUGCAAGCCACGAUCAACAAAGUAAUCUUUGAGCUUCAAACUCAGACUGCAAAUCCAAAGACAGAUACUUCACGUGCUUGUAUAGGACGCUAAACCAAUAGAAAUAGAAUGAAAUUGUAAAUAUUAUCCUGUUCUGUAACAUUUCGAAUUUCAUAAAACCUUUGAGGAAAAU